AUGACUCCACAGGCAACCGGACGUGAGAGUUACGACCGGUCCUCAAUUUCAGAGUCAAUUGAUUUGCCUUCAGAACAAACCGCCGCAGCACCCGAACCAGCGGUUUUACGUUCUCCAAAUUCAAGCAGUGACGACACCCAAGCCGGCCUUGAAGAGACUAAAGGAGACCCAUUUUAUAAUGCUUCGGCAAUUGAAGAGGGCUAUGGACAUGCCGCCCCCAGCACAAACCGCCAAACACAUCAAACACAUCCCGCCCCUGGCGAGGAAGAACUCACACGCAAGUUCACGUUGCGCUCGUUCCUUCCUCGGCGCUCCUCCAUUGGAAGUCGCACCAGUCAGAAGUCGAACGAAACUAAGGCCUCCGAGAAAACAAAGAACGUUGAUCUGACCCUGGACGAUCGACUCGACGCUAUAAAAGAAGAAGAUGAACCUGCGGAAGAGGAGUCCAUAUUGAAUGUUCAGGAGGCUCAAAACGAAUACGGUCUGGGAGAAGAGAAGGCCGAGGAUCGCCGCCGUAGACGACAUGCUAUCAAGGACUAUACACAGAGCUCUAGCUCCGUGGCAAAGCUUCGAAAGUACUACCGUAAGGUUGUUAAUUCAAGUUUGGCUACAAGGUCAUUUGUUUACUGGCUCCCUGUCGCUCUUUUAGUGUUUAUCCCUCUGGCAGCCGAUGCCUUUGGAUCCAAAAAACUUUAUCUCGGACACUCCCGAGUCAUGUGGCUCUUUAUUUGGAUUGAAGUCGUGUGGGGCUCAUUUUUCGUUUCGAGAAUUUUUGCCCAUUACAUUCCAGAACUCUUUGGGUUUGUCAUUUCUGUCAUUGCACCUCGUUUCUUCAAAUAUGUCGACGCUACGGUUGCUAUGGAGUGGCCCAAUGCUUUUGUUAUAUGGACUUUUAUUUCAUUUAUCACAUUUUACCCCAUUAUCAGUGAUAACCACAAGGCAACAUCUGAAGCCCGUGGUGUUCAGCAAUGGCAUCGUAAGCUGAACGAAGUUUUGGCUGCGUUUUUGGUUUCCUCACUUGUAUAUUGGUGUGAGCAAAUCUUUAUUUAUACCCUGUCCACCAGUUACCACCGCACUCGGAUGGCUUUACGAAUUCAACGAGAUAAAGCGGCGAGAAAUAUUCUGGUCAUUCUUUUCGAGAUAGCUCUUUCCUUUUUCCCUCUUGCUUCUCCAGAGUUUGCUCAAGAAGAUAAAAUGCUGCUGUCUUCUUCUCUGGCUGUCAAGGAGGACUUGCGGGAAAAAUACGGCCAACGCUUCAAGAAAUCCAAGGUUGUCCAGAAUAUCAACAAAGCAGUCGACGAUACCACUAUGGCAUUUGGAAAGCUCCGCCGAGAUCUUCUCGAUGAUGAAGGGCCGGCCAACGCACGGAUUGUUGAAGAUGCGCUCAGUCGCGGCAUAACCACUCGUGUCUUGGCCGAGCGUAUUUGGAAGUCUUUGGUUUUGGAAAGCUCAGACGUUUUAGAGAUACGUGAUCUAGAAGAACUUUUGGGCCCUGAUCGUAAAACAGAAGCUUACCGCAUGUUUGAUCUUAUCGAUCCUCAUGAUAAACGGAAGUUGACUUUGAAAAACAUGCAGGAUGCCUUCACUGAAAUCCACAAGGAGCAUAAAUCAAUUGCAAAAUCGCUGGUCGAUAUCGAUAGUGUUAUCAGCAAGCUGAACCGGUUGUUGAUUGCUGUCUGUCUGCUGAUUGUUAUUAUUAUUUUUGUGGGUAUGCUUGCCCCGAGCGUUGGAGCAGUACUGGCGACUUUGGGCUCUUCUCUGCUUGCACUAUCAUUUAUCUUUUCUGCGACUUGCCAAGAAAUCUUAGCGUCGUGUGUUUACUUGUUCAUUAAGCAUCCUUGUGAUAUCGGUGAUGUCGUCAUGAUCAGUGUGCCCAACGUUGGGUUACAGAGAAUGUCCGUCAAAGAGAUUUCCCUCCUCUAUACGGUUUUCCAGGACGGUAGCACCAACGUCAUUCGCCAGGUCUCAAACUCGAUUUUGAACACUCUGUUUGUUGACAACAUUAGCCGGUCACCCCCGCAGUGCUUCAACAUUCACAUGGUUCUUGGCCUGCCUGAGACCACAUUCGACGACGUGGAACGACUCAAGGCGCUCAUUGACGAGUUUCUGGAGGAGAAUGCUCGUGACUACCUGCCCAACCCCUGGUACCAGGUCACCAAUCUGCCUGAUCUGGACCGCAUCAAUCUCGAUUUCCAGAUUACUCCUCGGGUCAAUAUGGAGGACUCGACCAUGUGGGGAAACCGUCGCACAAGGUUCUUGCGUUUCCUCAACAACUGUGUACAUCAGUUGCAUCUGUCGAUUCCUCGUCGCGACGAUCAGCACACCAGUCCCGAUGCGCCGUUCUUCACCGUGGCUAUGGAUCCCAAAGACCCCGUCGUUACUGGACUGCGCUCCGAGCGGUAUAUGGCUCGUGAGCUGAACGUCCUUUCGAAGCCGGAGUAUAUUAACGAUUUGAAGCGCACAACAACCUCUGCAUCCCACGCAGUUUCAGUAUCAUCUUCGGCAAGUGCCGGCGGUCGCCGUCGCGAAGGACAGGCCCGACGAGUCUCGACAAAUGAACGCAGUGUGUAG
Wickerhamiella sorbophila is the source of this 2571-nucleotide messenger RNA. RefSeq names its product putative MscS family protein C2C4.17c. The transcript has a single exon. The record is from RefSeq and is a predicted model, not a curated record. Gene Ontology annotation, biological process: intracellular calcium ion homeostasis; calcium ion transmembrane transport. NCBI's taxonomy places the organism in Eukaryota, Fungi, Ascomycota, Dipodascomycetes, Dipodascales, Trichomonascaceae. Gene Ontology annotation, molecular function: calcium channel activity. Bases 1 to 2571 code for a protein of 856 amino acids.